UCCUACUUUUUUUUUUGUCGGGACCUGGGGAAGGAAAAUUAUCCCGCAGGCGUGACGAGGUGGAAUAAAACAAAGACCCCCCCCCCCAAAAAAAAUAAAUAAAUAUAGACAACAAGAAACCAGUCGCGAACCAUGGAAACUAAGUCGUCCGCGAUGCCAGCAGACGCGUUUUCGCCGUGAAUUCGUACUCCGUGCGGUAGCGUAACCCUCCCUCUCCCCAGUCAUGCUGAGUUUCCUGCGCAGGACCCUGGGGCGACGCUCCAUCCGCAAACAUGCCGAGAAAGCCCGGCUGAGGGAGGCCCAGCGGGCCACGACGCACAUCCCCGCCGCCGGGGACGCGAAGUCUGUCAUCACCUGCCGCGUGUCCUUACUGGACGGGGCGGACGUCAGCGUCGACCUGCCGAAAAAAGCCAAAGGUGAGGAGCUGUUUGACCAGAUCAUGUACCAUCUGGACAUCGUAGAGAAAGACUACUUCGGACUGCGCUUCAUGGACUCCGCACAAGUGCCGCAUUGGCUCGAUGUCACGAAAAGUAUCAAAAAGCAAGUGAAAAUCGGCCCACCGUACUGCCUUCACCUGAGAGUGAAGUUCUACUCUUCCGAACCGAACAACCUGCACGAGGAGCUCACCAGAUACCUGUUUGUGUUACAAUUAAAGCAAGACAUCCUCAGUGGCAAAGGCUGUCAGAGAGAGCCAAUCCCAGAGCAGACAAGAAAAGAUGAUAACCGUAUUUUGGGGUUAGAGUGUCCGUUUGACACAGCCGUGGAGUUGGCUGCCUUCUCGCUACAGGCUGAGCUAGGAGACUGUGACCCAUUAGAACAUAAUCUGGACCUGGUGUCAGAAUUUCGAUUCAUCCCCAACCAAACGGAGGACGUGGAGCUGGCAAUAUACAAUGCAUGGAAGGAGUGCAGAGGUCAGACACCGGCCCAAGCUGAGAUUAACUACCUGAACAAAGCAAAGUGGCUUGAAAUGUAUGGGGUGGACAUGCACAUGGUCAAGGCAAGAGACGGUAAUGAGUACAGUCUGGGUUUGACACCAACUGGAGUCCUGGUGUUUGAAGGAGAAACCAAGAUUGGACUCUUCUUCUGGCCCAAAAUCACUCGUCUCGAUUUCAAGAAGAGCAAACUGACACUGGUGGUGGUGGAGGAUGACGAACAGGUGAGCGGUAAAGAGCAGGAGCACACCUUCGUCUUCAGGAUGGACCAUCCCAAGGCCUGUAAGCACCUCUGGAAGUGCGCCGUGGAGCACCAUGCUUUCUUUAGGCUGAGGGGGCCCGUGCAAAAGAACACUGCAAGCUCUGGAUUCAUACGCAUGGGAUCACGCUUCAGAUACAGUGGAAAGACAGAGUAUCAGACGACCAAGGGCAAUAAAGCGAGGCGCUCAGCCUCCUUCGAGCGAAGACCCAGUCGACGGUACUCAAGAAGAACCAUGAUGAACAGAGGACCGUUCAAUGCACAGGAAGUUCUUUCUUCGGGCAAUGGAGUCGGCUCCAGCAGAGACAAAAAGGUUUCUCACAACAGAGGUGCCUGGUCAGCUGUGCCUGUGGUCUCCCCAGCAGCUGCCUCUGUCUGUGGACCAAUGGAAAUCGAGGCGCUGCCCAGGAGUCCUGGAGGAGAGAAAAGAAGUGUGCCUGCGGUUGCUGACCUGAUGGAGACCUGCAUCGAUGAUGUCCUCAGGGCUCCUGUUCCCACGGUGACGGCUACUGAGGAGGCCGGACCGAGCAACACCUUUGCUGCUGCUGCUGCCAGCGCUGCAACAGAAGAUCCGCUCAGCCUUGCUGAUGUAGCAGCUCGUCUGAAGCAGCUGGAGUUGGAGAGCAGUCCUGUCCUUGCUCCUCUGAGAAAUAACUUCAAUGUCAAUGUGGCCAUGAACAAUCAGGAGGACGUGUUGAAGCUCACAGAGAAGUGUGAUCUAAGCAGCACAGGCGGUAGUCCAGUCGUCACUCCCCUGCGCAUCCCGGAGGAUCUGAAGAGUAACAUCCUGAAAGCACAAGCCGAGGCCGCCGCUGCCCUCAAGGGCUCUGUGGAGGAGCAUGUCAUAAUGGUCGGAGAAAAAAACUGUAACUUGCAGGAAGCUUCUGCCAGGUUGAAGGUGCGCACCGGGCGGCUGGGCAGUAACUCGUCUCUUUCCGUUUGCAGUCGCUUGGACACCCAGGACUCCUGGGACCUGCUGAGGCCAGCUUCUCUGGUCUCAUCGGCCGCGGCAAGUGCUGAGAGGUUGGCUGAAGAUGUAAACCCCUCUGUUCCCAAGAUGCCCUCUGAGUCUGCCAGCGAAGGCAUGGCUCCUAAGGUGAAGGCAGAGGAAUUUGACCUGACAAAAACUGUCCCUCUCUCUGACAACCUGAUCGACUUCACUGAUCCAGUUCCUGCGCUUCCACCAGUGCAGCAGCCAAAACCUCUCAUCACUCCUCGCUGGAUCAUCCCGUCGACUGCUCCUGCCGGCGUCUUUACUAACGGCCUGCUCGACCUUGACCCCCCUGCUAAGGUCACCCCUCUUCUCCCUGCAGACGGGGGAGCUUCUCUCACCCCAGCCCUCCCCCACCUCGUGCACACACGUAACACCAGCUCUUCGGGUCAACCAGCAGCCUCGGACAAUGGAGCCAAACCCAGAGGUCUCCUGACCACUGAGCUCUGAUGACGAAAAACGCGGAGCCUCCUCCACGACACUCAUCGCCCCGACUGCUUCUCCAGCCCAAUCCCAUCCCAUCGCCUAUCCACACACACACUCACACACAAGGAAGCUGGAGCCGGACGCUGUGGGCAGCGGAAAGGAAGAGGCAGCUGACGAGCACCACGACGUCAAUCACAACCCCACGCCGACACAGAUCCACUAUCACGACACCAAUACGGUUUGUCACGACAGGAGGACAUCGAGCUUAGUCUUUGCAAAACACAAACAUUUAGCUUCCAGUACGAACAUCUUCUAACUUGUACUUUUGUUUUGCGUUUCACCGUUAGGGACCUGCCAUUCACUUAAUCCAUCCACUCCACUUAAACCUCAGUCUCUCACAACCAGCACCACCUUCUUGUAGAUGACAAGUGAUCAAAGUCUUGUUUGCUGCGUAGGUCCAGUUGGGCUCCUUGCACAAAAAAAAAAUCCACUAUCUCUUGACACUGUAAAGUACCUUGACCACUGGCUUGUUCGUAUAGAGUUGCCUCUUUUAGUGCUGCUCCCCCAUUCCCCCUCCUUUUUAUUGCUGGCAGUAUAAACCACUGGAUCCCUGCUCAUCUGAGCUCACGUGCAGAAAAGCAGCUCACACGUCGAGCUGCUGCAGUACACUGGAUACACGACUGUUCUAAAGAAAAAGACACCAUUCAAUUAAAAUGUUGAUUCUAAGAGAUGAACGGCACCUGGACCAAACACGAUGAAACACGUGGAUAUGAUAUUGUCCUGUCCUCGUAGCACACUACAAUCUUUUUUUUUUAUUCUUUUUUUUUAACCCACUCAAUUCUACAUGUGAAACUUUCCUGUUGCUGCCACUGGAUAUGAAAACGUCUCUGGAUUACCUUUGAAGCACUGGACCUUAAAGGGAUACUUUGCAAUGGAUGAUGACAGACGAUGACAACUUUAUUUUUUUUUAAUCCCGCUCAUACAUUUUUGUCUAUUUUUUCUGUUUUUAAUUUUGCCCAUUUGCAGUUUCCUUCUUAAAUCUGCAUGUGUUGGUACCAGUGUCCAGAGGGAAUCACUCUGUCUCUCUUUUUCAGAGCCUGUUUGUCCUGCCCUUUGGUAAACUCUUUUGGAUUUUAAUAUGAAAUUUGAAAAAUGUUGUCUCAAAUGUGAUCCUAUAAUUUUAUUUUUCACUCUAAACCACUGUUUUCAUGAGUGGACCCUCCCCACAAACAUACAUUUUGAGUUCUAAGUUUGAAGCGUAAAUGCAACAUGUGAACACUGUGCGGUUACAGUUGUACAAUUGUGAGCUGUCAUUUUAGACAGUAAUUCGACCCAGUUAUAGACGGCGACUGCGAGUAUUAAAUAUGCUGUAGCUAUUACCCUGCCUUAUGUAAAUGAAUGUAUCCAAAAUGUGUCAUCUGAGAAUGCUGGAGAUGCCACAGUACAAAUAUGAAAAUUGCUGAUACAUUGUGUAACUGGAGGAAAACUUUUAUUCAUUGUGUAAAUGAGGCCUAAUUCUACAUUUCCUGAGUUCUUAAUGAAGUAUGUGACACUGACUCUUAAAUGGUAAUGAAGUUGUAGCAUAAAAAAAAAAAAAACAACAACAACCGCAUACAUUGUAAUCACUAAGUCUGGACCGUCAUCCAAGUCGUCUGUAGUUUUCUUUAGGAAGCUGUUUUACAAUAUCUCCUUAGCAAUGACUUAUUUAUGCUACUACUCAGUGUAAUUAUUCAUAUAUAUCAUGUUGUCCAGAAGUGUUGUAGCGUACAGUUACAAUGUAUUUGUCAGUAUAAUGGCAUCAUCACCUGGCUGUAGAUAAGAAGUAGAUACUUUAUUUUUUAUUUUUUUGGACAUUAUGUUGGCAGUAUUGUUACCACGUACUAAGGAGAAUUUCGGCAUUGAGGUGUUCUCCAAUUGCAGAAGAAUUAGGAGUUGUGUUACUGAUCAAACUGACUGGGAAAACACGUGACAUCUCAAAAUGCAUUUUUUUUAUAUAAACUUUUAUUAUAUAUAUUUUUUUUUCCUGGAGUACCUUGAUCAUGACUCAGUAAAGCUUUGCUACAGUAGGA
Messenger RNA from Scophthalmus maximus (turbot), 4677 nucleotides. It is a transcript of the gene epb41l5, whose product is annotated as erythrocyte membrane protein band 4.1 like 5. Bases 224 to 2632 code for a protein of 802 amino acids. The transcript has 27 exons. The record is from RefSeq and is a predicted model, not a curated record. Gene Ontology annotation, molecular function: cytoskeletal protein binding. Gene Ontology annotation, cellular component: cytoskeleton. Lineage: Eukaryota; Metazoa; Chordata; Actinopteri; Pleuronectiformes; Scophthalmidae.